AUGCUCUGCUCCACCGAAGUGGUCGGGAUCUUCUUGAUGCUCGCUUCAGGCAUCUCCGUGACCUGCGAGAUGGUCACCAGCAAGAUAAUCGAGGAGAUGCACUGGCCAUAUUGGUACCUGCUGACCGCAUGCUGCGUCGUGGCGAGCUCGGUGAACGGGCUCCUCCUGUGGUGGCAGGGCACGACCUGCCCUAAAGUCGGGGACAUCAAGUGGGUGCUGGCGCGGGCCAUUUUCGAGAAUCUGCAUUGGAUGCUCGCCAUGCUCUCCGUGCUGGUAGGGGCUGCCCCGGGCGACGUGGCGGCGCUCACGAGCAUCGACAUCAUCGCCGCGGCACUCUUGGGCCUGGUCUUCCUUGGGGAGCGGGUCAGCGUGCUCCACUUGCUCGCCUUGCUUCUCUCAGUAGCGGGCGCUUUGUGCAUCUCCCAGCCGCAGUUCCUUUUUGGCGAUGUGGGUGAGCAGCAGUCUCCUCUUGGCUACUGUCUGGCAAUGAUGUCUGGCUGUUUCCAAGCAUGCUCCUUUGUUUGUGCUCGCAAGUCGGCCCACAUCUCCGUGUCCCUGCUCGCCUUUGUCACGCUGCUUUUUGCAGUGCCCGCGGCGCUGCUGCCGCCCAUCUUCCGGGUGGGCGGCGCGACGAACUCUUUUGAGCCUGUGCUUGAGAAGCCAUGGCAAGCCGUGGGCCUUCUGUGCAUCCUCACCGUGUGGACCUUCUUCUCCAUCCUACUCCCGGCCGCCGGCGCAACAAGGUGUCCCGCAGCGGUCAGCGCCACCGUCUUCACAUCUUCGAGCAUGAUCACCGGAUACGUGGCCCAGACCAUCCUCUUCGGAAAUGCCCCGAAGCCGCUGAAGCUGCUGGGUGCCGGCUGCAUGCUCCUGAGCGUUGUGAUGAUGGCGAUCCGCUGUCAUGUGCCGGAGCCUGAGGAGGCUUGCACUGCAGACACUGCAGGCGGCGCAGAGGUUGUACUUGAGCCAGGUGCAGCCGAGGACGAUGAGACGCUGAGCCUCGGAUCUUUUGUGGCUUCGGAGAUCUCCUUCACUUCGAGCUCCAGGAGCUUGCGGCGGCGCAGCACUGCCGGCUCAGCCAACGCGGCCAACUCAGCCGGCCUCAAGCCUGUAGCACAACGCCUUGGAGCCUGCCUGCCUAUCGCUGUCACCUCUGCCUGA
Molecule: messenger RNA, 1161 nt
Organism: Symbiodinium natans
Lineage: Eukaryota; Dinophyceae; Suessiales; Symbiodiniaceae
Source: the annotation of a GenBank genome assembly